Molecule: messenger RNA, 9200 nt
Organism: Perognathus longimembris pacificus (Pacific pocket mouse)
Lineage: Eukaryota; Metazoa; Chordata; Mammalia; Rodentia; Heteromyidae
Gene: Nfat5
Product: nuclear factor of activated T cells 5
Exons: 15
Coding region: 365-5005 (1546 amino acids)
Biological process (GO): regulation of transcription by RNA polymerase II; calcineurin-NFAT signaling cascade; cytokine production
Cellular component (GO): transcription regulator complex
Molecular function (GO): transcription factor binding; DNA-binding transcription factor activity, RNA polymerase II-specific; RNA polymerase II cis-regulatory region sequence-specific DNA binding
Source: RefSeq, a predicted model, not a curated record
GGCUGCGACCGUCAGUUUUCGCUGAGGAGAAGCCCGACACGGACCCGUUGGCUCUCCCUUCUUCCCCCACCUUCUCCCCGCCCUGAACCUCUCUCUGUCUCUCUCUCUCGGCUCGCCGGGACUUGGUCCCUGUGGAGUUGCCCUCCAUCCACGCCGCCCGCCGUUUCGUCGGUCCUCGGCCCUGUGGAAGUCACUGCCCUCGAGGAGGAGGAGGAGGAGGAGAAGGAGGAGGAGGAGGAGGCAGCGGCUGCCGCCCUCGCCUCGCCACCCCCGGUUUGGUGCCCGCGGUCCCGGAGAGGAGGUGCCGCCGCCACCGCCGCUCCCCCCCUCCCGCCGCCCUCGGGCCGGGCUGGGUCGAGCUGCGAUGCCCUCGGACUUCAUCUCUUUGCUCAGCGCGGACCUAGACCUGGAGUCGCCCAAGUCCCUGUACUCGCGAGAUUCUCUGAAGUUAUACCCAUCACAGAAUUUUCAUAGAGCUGGACUAUUGGAAGAAUCUGUCUAUGAUCUUCUCCCAAAGGAGUUACAGUUACCUCCAUCUAGAGAAACAUCUGUAGCAUCCAUGAGUCAGACAAGCGGUGGUGAGGCAGGCUCGCCUCCUCCAGCUGUAGUUGCUGCUGAUGCUUCUUCAGCUCCCUCCUCUUCCUCCAUGGGCGGUGCUUGCAGCUCCUUUACCACCUCUUCCAGCCCUACCAUUUAUUCUACCUCAGUCACCGACAGCAAGGCUAUGCAAGUGGAGAGCUGCUCCUCAGCCGUGGGGGUAAGUAACAGAGGGGUAAGUGAAAAGCAGUUAACCAGUAACACAGUUCAGCAGCAUCCAUCAACCCCGAAGAGGCACACAGUUUUGUACAUCUCACCACCACCCGAGGACUUGCUGGAUAACAGUCGGAUGUCCUGCCAGGAUGAGGGGUGUGGAUUGGAAUCUGAGCAGAGCUGCAGUAUGUGGAUGGAGGAUUCCCCCUCCAACUUCAGUAACAUGAGCACCAGUUCCUACAAUGAUAACACAGAGGUACCUCGUAAAUCACGAAAACGAAAUCCAAAGCAGAGGCCUGGGGUCAAACGACGAGAUUGUGAAGAAUCUAAUAUGGAUAUAUUUGAUGCCGACAGUGCCAAAGCACCUCACUAUGUGCUUUCUCAGCUUACCACGGACAACAAAGGCAACUCAAAAGCUGGAAAUGGAACCUUGGACAACCAAAAAGGAACUGGAGUAAAGAAGAGCCCUAUGUUGUGUGGACAGUAUCCUGUUAAAAGUGAAGGAAAAGAGCUGAAGAUAGUUGUACAGCCUGAGACCCAACACCGAGCUCGAUACCUGACUGAGGGCAGCCGUGGCUCAGUAAAAGAUAGAACACAGCAAGGCUUUCCUACAGUAAAGCUGGAAGGCCAUAAUGAACCAGUAGUGUUGCAGGUGUUUGUAGGCAAUGAUUCUGGCCGAGUGAAACCACAUGGAUUUUAUCAAGCCUGUAGGGUAACUGGACGAAAUACAACUCCCUGCAAAGAAGUAGAUAUCGAGGGUACCACUGUGAUAGAAGUUGGCCUUGACCCUAGCAACAACAUGACACUGGCGGUGGACUGCGUAGGGAUAUUGAAGUUGAGGAAUGCUGAUGUUGAAGCCAGAAUAGGAAUCGCUGGUUCCAAGAAAAAAAGUACUCGUGCGAGAUUGGUUUUUCGAGUUAACAUCACAAGAAAAGAUGGCUCCACUUUGACAUUGCAAACACCAUCUUCUCCAAUUUUGUGUACUCAGCCAGCUGGAGUGCCAGAGAUCUUAAAGAAAAGCUUGCAUAGCUGCUCAGUGAAAGGAGAGGAAGAAGUGUUUUUAAUUGGCAAGAACUUUCUAAAAGGAACCAAAGUUAUUUUCCAAGAAAAUGUUUCUGAUGAAAACUCUUGGAAAUCAGAAGCUGAAAUCGACAUGGAAUUAUUUCAUCAGAACCAUCUAAUUGUGAAAGUUCCCCCAUAUCAUGACCAACAUAUAACUUUGCCUGUAUCUGUGGGAAUAUAUGUGGUGACGAAUGCUGGAAGAUCUCAUGAUGUUCAACCAUUCACUUACACUCCAGACCCAGCAGCAGCUGGUGCUUUGAAUAUAAAAGUGAAGAAGGAAAUAUCUAGUCCAGCAAGACCUUGCUCUUUUGAAGAGGCCAUGAAAGCAAUGAAAUCUACUGGAUGUAACUUAGAUAAGGUAAAUAUCCUUCCUAAUGCUCUGAUCACUCCACUCAUAUCAAGCAGUAUGAUUAAAACUGAAGAUGUUACUCCAAUGGAAGUAACUGCAGAAAAAAGAUCUUCCCCUAUUUUUAAGACCACGAAGACAGUUGGAUCAACUCAGCAAAAUUUAGAGAAUAUUUCUAACAUAGCAGGAAGUGGAUCUUUUCCAUCACCAUCGUCUUCCCACUUACCUUCAGAGAAUGAAAAGCAACAGCAGCUUCAACCCAAGGCAUACAACCCAGAGACCCUGACAACUAUCCAAACACAGGAUAUCUCACAGCCUGGAACCUUUCCAGCCUCUGCCUCUAAUCAGCUACCCAGCAGUGAUACCUUACUACAGCAGGCUACACAGUUUCAGACAAGAGAAACUCAGUCUAGAGAAGUAUUGCAGUCAGAUGGCACAGUGGUUAACUUGUCACAGCUGACUGAGGCGUCACAACAGCAGCAGUCCCCACUGCAAGACCAGGCGCAGACUUUACAGCAGCAGAUAUCAUCAAAUAUUUUCCCAUCACCAAAUAGUGUGAGUCAGCUCCAGAACACUAUUCAGCAGUUGCAAGCAGGAAGUUUUACAGGCAGUACUGCUGGUGGCAGCAGUGGAAGUGUUGAUUUGGUCCAGCAAGUUUUAGAGGCCCAGCAACAGUUAUCUUCAGUUUUAUUUUCUGCUCCAGAUGGUAAUGAGAAUGUUCAAGAACAACUGAGUGCAGACAUUUUUCAACAAGUCAGUCAAAUUCAAAAUAGUGUAAGCCCAGGAAUGUUUUCUUCAACAGAGCCAACAGUUCACACCAGACCAGAUAAUUUAAUGCCUGUAAGAGCUGAAAGUGUUCAUCCACAGGCUGAAAAUGCAUUGUCUAACCCACAACAGCAGCAGCAGCAACAGGUAAUGGAAUCAUCAGCUGCAAUGGUGAUGGAGAUGCAACAGAGCAUUUGCCAGGCUGCUGCACAAAUUCAGUCAGAGUUAUUCCCUUCAACUGCUUCAGCAAAUGGAAACCUUCAACAAUCUCCAGUUUACCAACAGCCUUCUCACAUGAUGAGUGCACUGUCUACUAAUGAGGAUAUACAAAUGCAGUGUGAAUUGUUUUCUUCUCCUCCUGCAGUUUCUGGAAAUGAAACUUCUACAACCACCACACAGCAGGUUGCUACCCCUGGCACUACCAUAUUUCAGACAUCGAGUUCAGGAGAUGGAGAAGAAACUGGAUCACAAGCAAAACAGAUUCAGAAUAGUGUCUUUCAGACAAUGGUCCAGAUGCAACAUAGUGGAGACAGUCAGUCUCAAGUUAACCUUUUUUCAUCCACAAAAAGCAUGAUGAGUGUUCAAAAUAGUGGUACCCAACAGCAAGGUAAUGGUUUAUUCCAGCAAGGGAGUGAGAUAAUAUCACUUCAAUCUGGGAAUUUUUUGCAGCAGUCUUCUCAUUCACAAGCUCAACUUUUCCAUCCUCAAAAUCCUAUUGCGGAUACCCAGAAUCUUUCCCAGGAAACGCAAGGCUCUAUUUUUCACAGUCCAAAUCCUAUUGUCCAUGGUCAGACUUCUACAGCAUCCUCUGAACAAAUGCAGCCUCCAAUGUUUCACUCUCAGAAUACCAUCACUGUGUUACAGGGCUCUUCAGUUCCACAGGACCAGCAGUCACCCAACAUAUUUCUUUCCCAAAGUCCUAUGAAUAAUCUUCAGAGUAACACAGUAGCCCAAGAAGAACAGAUUUCAUUUUUUGCAGCACAGAACUCAAUUUCUCCACUUCAGUCAACAUCAAACUCUGAACAGCAAGCUGCUUUCCAACAGCAGGCUCCAAUCUCACACAUCCAGACCCCUAUGCUUUCCCAAGAACAGACACAACCCUCUCAGCAAGGUUUAUUUCAGCCCCAGGUGUCUCUGGGCUCCCUUCCGCCUAAUCCAAUGCCUCAAAAUCAACAAGGAACAAUAUUCCAGUCACAGCACUCCAUAGUUGCUAUGCAGAGUAACUCUCCAUCCCAGGAGCAGCAGCAGCAGCAACAGCAGCAACAACAGCAACAGCAACAGCAGAGCAUUUUAUUCAGUAAUCAGAAUACCAUGGCCUCAAUGACAUCUCAGAAGCAGCCACCACCAAACAUGAUAUUCAGCCCGAACCAGAAUCCAAUGGCCAGUCAGGAGCAACAGAACCAGUCCAUGUUUCACCAACAGAGUAAUAUGGCUCCAAUGACUCAAGAUCAGCAACCCAUGCAGUUUCAGAAUCAGCCUACAGUUUCAUCACUUCAGAACCCAGGUCCUACUCAGUCUGAGUCAUCACAGACUUCCUUGUUCCAUAGCUCUCCUCAGAUUCAGCUGGUUCAAGGGUCACCUAGUUCUCAAGAUCAGCAAGUGACACUCUUCCUCUCUCCAGCAUCCAUGUCUGCAUUGCAGACCAGUAUAAACCAACCAGACAUGCAACAGUCUCCUCUUUAUUCUCCUCAGAGCAACAUGCCUGGGAUCCAAGGAGCCACCUCUUCACCCCAGUCCCAGGCUACUUUAUUUCACAGCACUGCAGGAGGCACAAUGAACCAGCUACAGAAUUCCCCCGGCUCAUCUCAGCAGACUUCAGGAAUGUUCUUAUUUGGCAUUCAGAAUAACUGUAGCCAGCUUUUAACCUCUGGGCCAGCUACAUUGCCAGAUCAGUUAAUGGCCAUAAGUCAGCCAGGCCAACCACAAAACGAGGGACAGUCACCUGUGACAACACUUCUUUCUCAGCAAAUGCCAGAGAAUUCUCCACUGUCAUCCUCUAUAAACACCAGCCAGAAUAUCGAAAAGAUUGAUUUGCUCGUUUCAUUGCAAAACCAAGGAAACAACUUGACUGGCUCCUUUUAACUGGAUAUGUCCUGAUGAAAAUCAUGAUUCCAAGAUGUCCUGAGAUCUUAAUGGUUCCAUGAAGAUUACUAAAGCAAAAUAUUAAAAACUGUAUUUGAGUAAAUGGAUAGAUUUUACUCUGGUUGCAAAAGAGCACACUGUGCUGCCUAUUGCAGUGACUAGCCACCAAUGUUAACAUAUUUACAGCUUAUAUUUCUAAUAACAAUUAUGACUGAGAGUCUAUUGAGUUUCCAGCUGAUGGAAAUAAUUGUUGCUAUUUUCUUAGACACAGUUUCUUUAAAAGUACAGGUCAAAUUAAAGGCUAGAUCACUCAGUUAUUAUUGCUAUUAGAAAAUACUAUCUGACAUGUUUACUCUUGAUGUUCAUUAUUCUUUCUCCUGCAUUAUUUUUUGUCAAGUAGUGGCUUGUGAAAAAAGUAAGGCUCCAUUAUUACUAAGGCUGUGAUUUUUUUUUCAAUAUAAAGAACACAGCUGUUGGCCAAAGUGAAGGAAUCUUUUUUUUUCUUUUCAGUUUUUAUAAAGAAACUGAAGUGGUAACAUUCUGACAAAUAAGCUGUAGUAAGAGGACUCUUAAUUAAACACAAAGGCAGAUGACAUACAAAACUGGGGACAGCUGGAAUGUUACUGAUUUUUACUUUUCAGAGGAUUAUUCUCUGUGUUUCUACUAAGGGGUAUAGCCAUAAAUGUAUAGAAAAAUCAUUAUUUUGCUCUAUGAAAAAUGAAGGGGGUAAUAUAUGGUAAAUUAUGUUCUGAUAUCCUCCGACAGUAGUUUAAACUGACAGUAAUUUGCGUUUAUUUUCUUUUUACCCAGUCUUAGGCUAGUCCCUUUUCUAUUCAUCUGUAUUAUUUUCUACCUACUUUUCACUUCAUUGUAGACAACGAUUAAUAUACUACUGGCUUUAUGACUCUAUAGCAGCUUAAAGAAAAAGGCCACUUGAAUCCAAGGUGACCUAGAAAUCCUGCAGCACAGGGCAAGGAGUGUUCUUCUAGGAAAUAUUGAGAGUUGAUUUUUGAGAAAAAAAAAUGUAUUUUUUCCAUGAACGGUGCUGUUCUGAAGUCAUCAAAAUUCUCCCUCUUAUAGAACACAGUAUAAAUUUUCAUUACCAAAAAAACAUAAAAGAUUUCCAAAAUGUCACUUCUCCCUGAACUGCAGUGAGUGUAAUUCACUCGUCACCUCAGUGCUUUACAGUUUGAAGUGGUCACUAACCUGAUGGUUCCCACAGCCUUAGGCUUUACAGGGUCAUAUCAUUGACUUAAAAUGAAAAAUUGACUUGUGUUACAUCAUUAAAGAGCAAAAUAACACACUCCAGAACUUGCAGUUGUAGCAUUAGUUAUACAGUUUUGGGAUGCCUGCUUCUAACUACCACCUGUGUCUGGACACGUGCUUAUCUCAUUUUCCUUUUGGCAUGUGGAAAGCUGUCCAUGCAGUGUCAAGCCAACUGUGUGUGGGUUCUAUUUGUUGAUAUAAUACUUUGGUAUCCUGUCCAUUUAUUUUUAAGUGUACAAAAAAUAGCCUGUUAAUGGUUGUUGAAGGCUACUUUUCUGUUCUUUCUUUUCUUUCCUUUCCCCCUCUCCUAUUGUAUACAUUUGGUCGAAUUCUCUAUAGUUGUGGCAUUGGUUUUUUGGUGUUUUUUUUUUACAGCCAGAUUUUCCCCCUUUGUGAUGGUCUUCAUUGCUUUUUGAAUGUUGUUUUUCUGACUUGUGUUUUCUCUUCAUUCUCAUAUAUCUUUACCUUCACCCCUAACCUUUCUUUCUUUCUCUCUCUGAUUGAGAGGUAUUGAAUUAUGUUUUCAGUAGUACAGGCUUCUGGCCGAUAUGAAGGGAACUUUCAGAAAGAGACCUACUCUGGGUCAUUUAAUUUUGAAUACAGUUUUCAAUCGUUCAAGUUUUGGAUGGUUUAUAUCUAAUGUGUGUUUCAUUUUUUUGGAAAGCUAUAUUUUGUAUUUAGGAAAUGGUAUACUAUUUUGCUAUUUGUACUGAGUGAGUACAUGGCAUAAAUAUAGAAAUUUAUAUAUAUACAUAUAUAUAAACUAUUCUUUUUUUUGCCACACAUUUUUGUGGUAAAUUUGUGAGUUUGUCUGAUGUUCUACCACAACGUGGCGUCUGAUAACAGUGACAGGGGAGGGGGGGUUUGUUAUGUCUUUAUGAGUAUUUAAGUACCUUUUGAAACAAAUGACCUGUUCAUCUGUAGCCAUUCCAUCAGGCAGUUCCUUGAUGUUUUUAAGUGGGCUAAAGGCAGCUUACAGUGUGUUUGCUAGAUCUUUCACUCAGCAGAACGUGAAAGAGUAAGGAAAACCUAUUGAGGCAGUUUGUGUCAAAUGGUGUUUUAUAAGAAUGAGCCAUUCAGUCUUUGCUCACUAUAUAUUUAAUAUUUUAUUGUUAUUGUUAAUAUUAAUUGGCUUUCUGUAUUCUAUGCCUUUUAUUUAUAAAGACACUAAAAAUUUGUAAUUUUAAUAACAUUUCUCCCAUCUUGUAAUACCCAGAGCAAGCUACUUUAUAAAUUCUCUUAACCAAAAGUAUUUUCCUCAAGCUAUCUCUUCUCCCCUGGGAUUAGGAAAGAUAAUCCAAUAUAGUUCAGGUUUUAAGAAGGAUCACCCACACAAUCCAGUGCUUCAGUUUUAAAAUGUAAAAUUCUAACGCUAGAGAAUUACCUGUAAUGUCAGAGAAUACAAUCCCAGAAGGUAUUUUAAAAAAGAAAUAAAAAGUAAAAAAGUAGUAGUAAACUAUAUAUUUUUGAAUUUUUGUUUUUGAAAUCACAUAAAUGACUCAAGAAGCCUGUUUAUUCACCGGGAUCUGAUUAGAAUGCUGGUUGAUACUAUGGAUGAAAUGGUGGCAAGAAGACUGGCUUGUGUGGUGAUUUCUGUCUGUUCUGUGGUUUAAGCAAGAGGCUUAUCUACUUAUACAAUGAUGACUGACAAUGCUAAGUCACCGGGACCAAUUUUCUGUUUUAUAAUACCUUAGUUUAGAACAGAACAUGUACCUGAACUGUAAUGGCUUCAUGGGAUGGAGACAGACAACCCAAUUUUUAUUCUCAUAAAUUUUGUGGUUAUUUAUACAAGGGCUGUGCUACCUUAUUCUUAUUCAAUAAUGAUAGGGGCAUCUUGUUUGUUCUUUUUUUUUUUUUUACUUUGUUAAAUGUUUCUAACCCCUAAAGGUCAAGUACAACAUUCUAAAUAUAUAAUUUGGUUACAAGGAGUAUUUGUCUUCUUAUUGAAAAGUUAGCUCAGUGGUUGAUACUUGUGCUAAUAAUGUGGUUUCCCAAUUACUGUUACAAGUUACAGCUUCAUAGGGGAAAGACUCAGUGUGCCAGCAAAGGCUUUGGAAACAAAAAUUACUGGGUUUUGGCAGAAGAACCUAAAUAAACUGUGAACCACAUUUUUUUAUAUUAAUACAUUCGAUUUUUUUGCUUCAGUGACUCUCAUAAAUACUUGGAGCUUAUCUCUUUCUGUGAGUGUUGUGUGUGUGUGUGUGUGUGUGUGUGUGUGUGUGUGUGUAUGUGUUAUUCCUUAUUAUCAUUCCAUUAUGUAUCCACACCAAGGAGAGGAGACAAUUAGAAGUCAUAUUUUGCUUCUGAGUUUUGUCAUGUUACGUUUGUGGAGUAUCAUUUUGUUAUUUCACCAGUGCAAAACUUUUUUUGCUAUUAUCAUGUGCUAUGGUUGGGAAUUUUGUGUUAAUGUUUAUUUCUUGCCCAUUAGAACCUCAUCUAAUCUACAUUAGAAAAAUAGUUGCAAAAGAAAAUAAGGAAGUAGUUGUAUCUGUGUCCCUCCAGAAUAAAAAUAAUAGUUCUUUUUGGCAUUUUUUUCUAUUUUUAUUUUUGGCUUUCUGUUUUACUUAACCUUUGAUACAGAGCCUUAUUAUGUAGCCCCAGGUUAGUCUUGAAAUAUCUGAUCCUCUGGCCUCAGCCUCCAAAGUAGUUGGGACUUAGAGACAUACACCAUUGUUUCUGGCCUUUUUGACCCUAAAAGCCAUUAUAAAUUCUUACUUUGGAAAAGUAAAAUCUUAGAUGUACCAAUAAAUAAGGACCAAAACAAAUGGCCCAAUAAUUCCUCAUAUUCAGCAUAGUUAUAAAUAUUCAUUAUGGAGUAAUGUGAGACCUGGGAAUGUGACUUAGUGAUAGAGUGCUUUCCUAGCAUGCAUGAAGCCCUGGGUUCAAUUCCUCAGUACCACAUACACAGAAAAAGCCAGAAGUGACACUG